Molecule: messenger RNA, 1006 nt
Organism: Aethina tumida (small hive beetle)
Lineage: Eukaryota; Metazoa; Arthropoda; Insecta; Coleoptera; Nitidulidae
Exons: 4
Coding region: 60-953 (297 amino acids)
Source: RefSeq, a predicted model, not a curated record
AAAAUUGAAAAAAAUAUUUUAUUAUCUCAUGUGACUGACUUUUGUAUAUUUACUUAAACAUGAACAUUUGUGAUCCUACAAAUAGAGACUAUGCCUUUCAAAAUAAAACUACAUAUUUGAAUGACUACAAACGUUAUAUUGUUAAGUCGGAGGAACCGUCAACUCAAAAAUUAUACCAAGAAAUAAAGCAGAAACCGUCUAAACCUAGGAAGCAUAUAGAUAAUGAAUCUUUGUGCGAGUAUAAAAAGAAUGCAUAUGUACCUUUCACCAUUUAUCAUUCCCCAAAACCCAUAAUUAACAAACCAUACAAAGUUAUAGAUUUACUAGAAUAUCCUCUAGAAUCAAAGAACUAUGAGGUGAUUAAGUCAAGACCUAGAUUCUUCAUAUCACCCGGUAUACCAAUCGACGACAUAGAGGACAUCGAGAAAAGAAACAUAAUUAUGAAAUAUAUGUAUACAACUGAAUGGGAAUCAAGAGCUCAAACCGCCGCCUUGCCGAAAACCAAACGUGAUCGCAUCACUCCUGAAAGCCUGGAGAAGUCACUCAACGCCACAGUUGAAUUAAAAACAGAAAUAUACACCCCCUUGGCCGAACCGUUCCUGAGACGAGGCCAAGAAUGGGACGAUGCCCAGACUAGAAAUACAGUGGAUCCAACCAGAACGUUUUGGAUUAAUAAAGAUCCGCCAGUUAAAUGUGGAGCCUGUGUGAAUCCCCUGGAAAAUAUAGUGCCACAGGAGACGAAAAACGAAAUACGGGACCUAAUUAAAGAAGACAAGUUAAGGGGAGAACACGAUGUUAGAUGCUCUAGCUAUGCUGGUUACAUACCCAAUUACAGUGACCCUGUCCCAUUGGCUAAAACAGACUUUCCUAUAUCUUGGCCAUAUUUAUCCAUAUCUCAGAUUCUUGAUAUCAGAAAGAAGGAUAAAACUGGUCAUAAAGUCGAGUACAAAUGAAUGUUUUAAAUAAAAUGUACUGUAUAUUAUACAAAUACAGAUUUACACUAUUA